AUGCUUAAGAAGACCAACAGGAUUCAGCCCCCGAGCCCAAAAAAGACACAAAGCCCUGAAAACUUUAAUCAACGAAUUGCACACGUCUUCAGACACCAGAGCUAUGUCACCUUCCUUACUGUCUGCUACAGUUGUCACUGUAAUUUCAGAACAUUGAAAAAAACUAAAUUUGGAUCCUGUUGCUGCACUCUGCAAGAGCGAUUAUUUUACCCAUUCCUGAUAAUUUCAUUUGUCUUGUCUGGGAUUUGGCUGUUCCUGUGGAUAGAAACCUCAAAUGAAUACAAUGGCUUUGACUGGGUUUUUUUUAUAGGAACAGGACAAUGGAUCUUCUGGUCUAUUAUUUUUCUGAGUGUAGCUGGGAUCAUGGCUGCCUAUACUUCAUUGCUGUUGUUACUUGGAUUUUUGUUGAUUUGGGAAGGGAUUCGACUAUACCUGCACUGGUGUCACAAGAUCCUGAUUCUGCUAGUGAUCCUGCUAUGCAUCUUUUUUAUGAUCGUUUUAAGAAAAUUCUGGAAUAAUAGGUGGCUGGUAGCUGGCCUGUCACUGCAGGUCAUUGCUCCCUAUGUGCACCUGUGCAGCGUAGCACUGAUGGUUAUCCUUUCCUGGCCUUUGGCUCUCUACUUGACCCAUUUGGAAAGAGAAGUUAGAAUAAGAAGACACAAGAUGACACGUUUGGAGAAAAAAAGACUCAAGCGAUGUAAUAUACUCACAAGGUUAAGAGGUAUGCAGGUGGCUAUUGGAUUGCCCUUUCUUCUUAUCCUUUUAUGUCUCUAUUUGAUGCCACUGAGAAUUUAUUCUCCCUGCAUUCAGGAGAAGGAAGAUUUGGGGCCCAAGCCAUUCGUCUUUGGACAUAGAGGUGCACCCAUGCUGGGGCCUGAGAACACCAUGAUGUCCUUUGAGAAAGCUGUUGAACAUGGAGCCAAUGGGCUGGAGACUGAUGUAUAUAUAAGUUAUGAUGCUGUGCCUUUCCUUAUGCAUGACUAUGACCUGAGAAGAACCACCAAUAUCAUGGAAGUUCUGCCAGAUGCUGCCUUCAUGCACCCUGCCUUCUUCAACUGGAGUUUCCUGUCCACUCUGAAUGCAGGCGAAUGGUUUGUACAACCUCAGCGCAGACCAUUUUUCAAUAUGAAACGUCUAUCUGAGGAGGAUAAAAAAAGAGCAAGAAGUCAGUCAAUUCCAAAACUAGCUGAUUUAUUGAAACUUGCAAAGAAGGAAAAAAAAUUUGUGAUAUUUGAUCUUAAUGGCCCUCCACCAAAACAUCCUUUCAGAAACUCAUUUGUCCGCCAAGUGGUAAAGGUGAUCCUUGCUUCUCAGAUUGAACAACAACAGAUUUUUUGGCUACCAAGCCAUGAUAUGGCAUAUGUCAAGUACAUGGCUCCUGGUUUUCAGCAUAUAGGCCGUACACUCUCCAUUGAAAACCUUACAAGAGAAAAUGUUAGUAGAAUAAAUGUUGACUACAAGGACAUAUUAUUCUCCCAUAAGAUAAGAGAUUAUAUAAAAGCCAACAUCAAGAUCAACUUAUACAUCAUCAACGAGCCUUGGCUUUUCUCAAUGGCCUGGUGCGCCAGUAUUAACUCAGUGACCACAGACAACAUUUCGCUCCUGAGCCAGAUUAAUCACCCUUACUUCUUCAUGACACCAAGGUUCUAUAUGUUGUUGUGGCUUCUCACAGAUAUUAUUUCUGCAAUUUUCAUUUUUGGCAUAUUUUAUUUUUACUGGCAGAGAGAGGCCAAAAGGGGACAAUUGUUUGAAAUCGCCAGCAUUCACACAGGUAGUGGGAGUACAAACCUAAGUGAGGCAGCUUCACGCUCAUCCAUGAACCCAUCCACCCGUACGAAAAGUCCUUGGAGCUUAGAUGCCUUUAACCCAGCUUUAACCAAGAAUUCAAAGGAAUACGGGGUACCCUCCAAGAAACCAGCACCUAUCACAAACUCUGUCACACCUCUGAAGCCUGCCACUCGUGACAUUCAACCACCAGCCCCUAGUCCGAGCCCCCGGGCACCCAGCUAUAAAGCUACCAAUAAGGCCACCCUCCAAACUACAGUACCUGCUUGGCAGGCGGAUAAACCAACAGUGCCCUCCACAGGUGCUCUCCGUCCUGAAAGAAGAGACCCCCAAGAGAUCGCCAGGACUUCAUCUUCCCGUGACACCUAUACAACUGUACAGUCUAUCAUGUACAGCCCGUCCUCUGAACGCUUGUAA
Otolemur garnettii (small-eared galago) is the source of this 2202-nucleotide messenger RNA. RefSeq names its product glycerophosphodiester phosphodiesterase domain containing 4 (gene GDPD4). The coding region runs from base 1 to 2202 and encodes 733 amino acids. The transcript has 16 exons. The record is from RefSeq and is a predicted model, not a curated record. Lineage: Eukaryota; Metazoa; Chordata; Mammalia; Primates; Galagidae. Gene Ontology annotation, molecular function: glycerophosphodiester phosphodiesterase activity. Gene Ontology annotation, biological process: lipid metabolic process. Gene Ontology annotation, cellular component: membrane.